UGUGUGACGUAACAGUGAUCACAGUUCCUGGUUUUUUGCCUCCUUUAUCGUUCAGUUGGACGGACGUGUUUUUUUUCCUCCGGUAAACCGGUCGCCAUCUGCAGGUGUGUGGUGCUCUGAAGUGGGACAAGACUUUUCGUGCCAACGGUUUACCCCCAAGAAGCCACUGGCCUGUGUCUGUCAUCAGUUUCCGGCGUGUGUUUGUGGCUCUGGUAACACGGAACAGGAAGACGGGCGUAGAGACGUCUGAGCAGAGAGAGGAAACUGCUGCGGCUUCUUCGUUGGCCUCAGAAUGACUGAGUUCUGGGUUUGUUUCAGUUGCUGCAUUGCAGAGCAGCCACAGCCUAAACGGCGGCGAAGGAUCGAUCGCUCCAUGAUUGGGGAGCCGACAAACUUUGUUCAUACCACACAUGUAGGCUCAGGGGACAUGGGCCUGGGUUUGGCAUCAGUCGACCUAGUUCAGGCCCAGAUGAAAUCUAAAGGAGGAUACGCGCACACAAGUUCUGAAGGUUCGCAGUUGUAACGAGCUCUUCAGUCUUGUGGAAACUACUGUUGUUCAUAUAAGGAAGAAUUUUCAAAAAGCAGUUCUGUCCAUAAAGGACACAGGACCAAAAGAUGAAACUACUGCUUUACCUUGAUGUUGUAUAUAUUUUUAUUUUUCCAUUCCCUUUUUUGUUUUUUGUUUUUUUGUUUUUAAUGAAAGCACUGCUAUCCAUUUGCUGCCAUACUGUUGCACUGUAAAGAGAAACUGUUUAAGAGUAGGGAAGAGGGUUUAGAAAGCUCAUAAUAUCAGACAGACGUAUGCUUGUGUGUAUGCAUGAGGAAAAUUUAUUUCAAAGAUUCUUGCUGUUGAAGCUAAUUUGGAUGCCUGUAUUUAUUAUCUUGAUUUGACAACGGACCUCAUGGUGGCUGGGCCACGCUGGAAAAUUGGAACAUUAAGUUUCCUUCUUUAUCCUCAGAGGUUUAUCAAAGGACAGGUAGUGGUAGCAAGGCAAAAAAAAAAAAAAGCAACAUGUUCAUAGUUUUAUUCUGAGAAAUACUCAUUAUACUGAGUUGCUUUCAGGGUUGAAGAUUGCUGUUUUUGUAAUAAACUUGAAAUGAGUAGAGUACACUGGACCAUACAUUGUACACUCACACUUGCUUAGGAGUUCAGCAUUGAUUUCAACUGUUUUUUUUGUUUGUUUGUUUUUUUUUUAUACUCAUUUAGAUUGAACCAUAUAGGAUUUUAAUAAACUAUUAACUUCCUAAUCUGCCUUCCUGAAGUCAUGUUAUUUGUUUUGCGAUUUGGAAGCUUAAAGCUGAAGUAGGCACAAAUCUGGAAAAGGCAACGUUUUAAAUGAUCCCCUUUCUCCUCUUUGCUAGAUGCUUGAACAAAUAGGCUUGACCAAAGUUUGCCACGUGACUGCUUCUUAUGUAGCUUCACUUAAUGAUACCUUUGCUUGUUGGUGCAUUUUUCUGUCAUCAGUCCACCAUCUGAAGGCACAUUUGUAGGUCAGCCAAUUGAAAAGACUUGAUUGUCUUCCACUGUGGGCGAAAUUUUUCGAUUGAUAGAAGACCUUAGAGGCGGUGCAGAAGGCUAGUUUCUUGCAGAGCACAUUAAAGUACAAUAUGCUGAAUAGUUACUGUGGAGCCUUUGCCUACGUAUGCCAAAAAUGGUGUCUCCCCCAGCUUUAAUGCUUUGUUUGAGCUUUUAUUUAUUUUUGCAAUUUCAUGUUUUUAAAUGCUAUGUUUUUUUGUUUUGGUUUUUUGUUUGUUCAUUUGUUUUUGUUUUUUGUUUUUUUUUCAAGGUUUGUGUACCAACAGUAGACUUUAGACCUUAACUUGGAAGUAAUCAGAAUGUCGCAAACACUGCAGCAAAAGUGGGUUUUGUUACAGUCGGCAGUAUUCUCAUAUCUAGUUCACCUACCUAUCAUCGUGGGGGUUUUUUUGUUUUGUUUGUUUUUUGUUUGGGUUUUUUUUUUUGUUUUUGUUUUUUAAGAUGAAGAGAAUUAAUUUUGCCACAGAUGAUGCUGUCCUUUUUCUUAAACUGACCUGCCAUGACUGUUACAGCUGAUAAAUGCAGCUUUAUGACUUCCAGCCACAUGUGACCCACCUUUGUAGCAGUGUUUGAGCUUAUGUUGCUUCUAUUUUGAAUUAUUGCUACAUAUAACCUUAUUUUGUUAAAAAAAUUACUAAAAGUAUUAACACACCACCUGACCAUCUUGGACAUUACUUUAUUCACAGUUUGCCAGUGUUUUUAACCUUCAAGCACAUAAUUUUCCUAUUUGGGGAAAAAUAAAUAAAAACAGAUCUUAUUGCCUGGUUAUUCUAGUUGCCAGUUAUGUCAGUGAUCAGACUAGAAUGUCUUUUUGAUUUUUUUUUCCCUUGGAAUUGUUAUGUGUUGUCCAAAUUUCUGAAUUAGGGUCCAUCUUAAGAAAAAAAAUCUAAGCAGAAAGAUCAAAAGUGCUGAGCAAACCAGCAGGCCUGGACCUAAUAAAUGUCAUUGUUUGUCCUCUUUGUACAUCAUAUUGACUAUUUCAGCGACAAAAUGUGUUGAAUGUAUUAAGUCGAGCAUGUAGAUUGGUGUUAAAUGAGUGCUAUUGUCAAAAUUUCUAUGGUACAAAGAAAACGUCUCAUUUGAUGUUGGUACUUCAAAUCAUAGAAUACAUUUAAUUGAUGUUGUCAAAUUUCUUAUAUCAGCCUUAAGACUUCUUGCAAGUACUUUGCCCAUAACCCCGGAGAGAUUUAAGAUUCAUCAGGUUGAAACAUUGUAACAAACAUCUGUGUUUCUGUAGUUAUUCCUAUGUGCAGUUGGAUCCACAUACAUGUACACGUUUUUGUUUUGUGUUUUUUGUUUGGUUUUUUUCCAGCUCUGGGAUAAAUGCUGUAGAAUGUGCAGUCAUACUUGGAUUGCAGUACAUUAUGUGACCAGCAGGCUGUGCCAGUGGACUGUUUGAAUGUGACUUAACAGUUUUGUGUUUGGAUUCCUGUCACAGGGCUUAUUUUAUGAUGACACUGUUAUUACAUGAUGUAUAAAACUGAUGGAUCCACGCUUUCUCAGAUUCAUAUAUUUCUGUAUAAUAUUACAGGAAAGGUGUAGUUGGCAAAAUCCCCCCCGCCCACCCUCAGAAUCUGCCUAAUGUGUAGUUCUCACUUUAGAGGGAAAAUCAUCUUUCCUUUAUUGCAUUUUCAGAAUA
Pelmatolapia mariae (spotted tilapia) is the source of this 3176-nucleotide messenger RNA. RefSeq names its product CDC42 small effector protein 2-A-like. Lineage: Eukaryota; Metazoa; Chordata; Actinopteri; Cichliformes; Cichlidae. Gene Ontology annotation, molecular function: small GTPase binding. Gene Ontology annotation, cellular component: plasma membrane. Bases 293 to 523 code for a protein of 76 amino acids. Gene Ontology annotation, biological process: regulation of Rho protein signal transduction. The transcript has 5 exons. The record is from RefSeq and is a predicted model, not a curated record.